AUGUGGAUAUUUUAUAGUGCCGACAAUUCAAAGUGUCUUUUUGCUAUUUGGAAUCAGUGGUGUUUGUAUUACGCAGCGUUGGUGUGUUUGUUGUUUUCGCCUGUCAGGACGGAUGAUGCUUGCCCGUCGUCCUGCAUUUGUGCCAGAGACUCGGGGACGGUAACCUGCCGUGAUGGGGAGGACACUGAAGUACCAGGAGACAUACCGGAAUGGACGUCCACCUUGAUACUCUGGGGGAGAAACAUCUCAACUUUACAGCGAGGUGCGUUCAUGAGCAACGACACGGAGUUGGAAAUGACGACCCUCUCGCUGUCUUAUAACGGGAUACAGGUUAUUGAACCGUACGCCUUCCUGGGACUCCCCCGUUUGCAUUUGCUGGAUCUAAGCCACAAUCGAUUGGAGUCUAUCUCAGCCAGGGCUUUCCACGGGUUACCAGACCUGCGCUCUCUUUACCUGAAUCACUCUAUUUUGCCUGAGGCCACGGUGCAGCUUUCAAAUGCGCUCGGCACACAAAGUUUGAGCAACCUCCACAGACUGGAGUUGGCGGGAAACAAUUUGAAGUCCAUCCCCCUGACGAGAUUAGAUAUCUAUAAUCUCCACGCGUUAGUGUUGAUAAAUAACUCAAUAGAGAGCAUCACAGGGGAAAAUGUAACCAGCUUGUACCAGCAAAGGCGCUUACGCGUCUACUUGUCUUUAAACCCGUUUUGGUGCAACUGUGAACUGGUGGCGUUUUACUACUGGUUGAAAAACUCAUCCCAGUGUCCGGAUGCAGGGCGUCUCCUGUGCAGUGAGCCGGAGGCCAAGAGAGGGUUUCUUCUGGAGAAACUCAGAGGAGAGGACGUGGAUUGUAUGAACGAGAAUCUUGAAGCGGUUUCAUAUGUGUUCCUUGGUAUAGUGCUGGCUUUGAUUGGGGUGGUGUUCCUCAUGGUGCUAUAUCUGAACCGAGGGGGCAUCAAACGGUGGCUCAACAACAUCAGAGAGGCGUGUCGAGACCAGAUGGAGGUCUACCACUACCGCUAUGAGCAGGACUCAGACCCGAGACUGGCUAACGUGGCUGUUUAA
This is a messenger RNA of Scomber japonicus (chub mackerel), 1062 nucleotides long. RefSeq names its product Wnt-activated inhibitory factor 2 (gene tpbgl). Gene Ontology annotation, cellular component: plasma membrane. Gene Ontology annotation, biological process: negative regulation of canonical Wnt signaling pathway. NCBI's taxonomy places the organism in Eukaryota, Metazoa, Chordata, Actinopteri, Scombriformes, Scombridae. Gene Ontology annotation, molecular function: protein binding. The coding region runs from base 1 to 1062 and encodes 353 amino acids. The transcript has a single exon. The record is from RefSeq and is a predicted model, not a curated record.